AUGAACCCCGUGGUGGGUGUGGUGGGCGUCUUCAACCUGCAGGGCGCCAGCUGGGACCGCGUCCGCCGCAAGUUCCUGGUGCACGAGCGCUACCCUGCUGAGCUGGCGACGACGGUUGCGCCACUGGACGUCGAGCCGUUCAGGGCCGCGGCAGAGGAGGCGGCCGCAGAGGUGGCGCAUCUGGCGUUUGCGUCGGACGGCGGGGAGGAGGCCGAGGGCGAGGGGCGGCGGCGGGACGGCGGCAACGGGGCCGGCGGCGGCGGCGGUGUUGAGGAGGGGGGCGGCGACGCGCGGCGGCCGCUGCUGCAGCAGCGGUCGGGCGGCGGCAACGGCGGCGGCGGCGCGGCGGACGCGGGGAGCGCUGCGUAUGCGUGCUACCAGUACACCAGCCGCCGCCUGCGGCUGCUGCCGGCGGCGUCGUCCGCAGUGGCGGUCGGGCUGCCUGCGGCGGGGUCCGACAUGCUGUGGUUCUCCCCCGUGCUGCGCUGCGGCGACGUGGCGCUGGCGCCGCUGGGGCUGGUGGAUAUGUACAACGGCGGCGGCGCGAUCACCUCGGUAGAGCUCAAGAGCGGCGGCCCCGCGGCCGCUGCUGCUGCGGCGGCGCGGCGGCAGCCGCCGGGCGGCGGCAGCGAGGAGGUGGCGCGGCGGCAGGAGGCGGGGGGCAACGGCGCGGCGCCCGCCCUCGGCAGCGGCGGCGGGCCGGCGGUGGUGGCGAGCGUGGGCGUGCGGGGCUGCGGGCGGCUGCUGCUGUACUGCAGCGCGCGGCCAGGCCACGUGUGGGUCAAUAUGGCGCCACGGGACUUCACUUACGAGCCCUACUCGGGCCGCCUGGAGGUGGACGUGCCCCAGUCCUCGGAGGGCAUGGCCGCUGAGCUGGAGGUCAUGUUCUGA
Molecule: messenger RNA, 891 nt
Organism: Monoraphidium neglectum
Lineage: Eukaryota; Viridiplantae; Chlorophyta; Chlorophyceae; Sphaeropleales; Selenastraceae
Exons: 1
Coding region: 1-891 (296 amino acids)
Source: RefSeq, a predicted model, not a curated record